Messenger RNA from Perkinsus marinus ATCC 50983, 516 nucleotides. RefSeq lists its product as hypothetical. The transcript has a single exon. The record is from RefSeq and is a predicted model, not a curated record. The annotation marks the transcript as partial. Lineage: Eukaryota; Perkinsozoa; Perkinsida; Perkinsidae.
AACUCGCCGGUAGGGUAUCCUUCGCCUGUGACGCCUUCUUCGGCCGGGUCGGACCGAGGACCCACCCGUGUCCUCAUCCGGAAGAGUCUUGGUAUCCCAACGCCCACGAACCUCCUCGCUUCAGCGGUCGACUCUCUGCUACAUCUAUUCAGCAUGGACGACCUGCCACCCCGCAAUUUGACUGCCGAGACCGCACUGCAUCACAGGCCACUUUGCUGCUACGCCGACGCCACGGGGUACGGUCGGAUUGGCACAUUCACCCCCGCGAACAAUAUGCAUCCCGCGUACUUUGGCUUUUCCAAAAUCAAGUUUCGCGAGCAUACCGAUCUUAUCCACAUCAACUUACUAGAACUUAUCGCAUCCGCCUCUGCGUUACACACCUUCUCCCAGUACCACUCUGGAGCUGUUAUGAUCUUCACUGAUAAUACCACGGUGCAAUACUUGAUCCACAAGGGCUCUAGCGCCUCCACCACCGUCAACGAAGCCAUCUCCGAUUUCUGGCUUCACACCGCGGCA